CACAAACAGGAAGUGGAUGCGGAAGUAGCUGCUCAGCUGUUGCAGGUGGUUUUCUCUCCGGCAGGUUGUCCCUCACAGAACAGCUUCUCAGUCAAGAAGAUGUUGAAGGCGGUGAUUUUAAUCGGGGGCCCCCAGAAAGGCACAAGAUUCAGGCCGCUGUCAUUUGAAGUUCCCAAACCCUUGUUUCCAGUAGCUGGUGUUCCCAUGCUCCAGCACCACAUCGAAGCAUGUGUCAAGGUACCGAACAUGAAGGAGAUUUUGCUCAUUGGCUUUUAUCAGCCGAACGAAGAACUGACCAGAUUCUUGUGUAAUGCGCAGCAGGAGUUCAAAAUCUCCAUCAGGUAUUUGCAGGAGUACGCCGCCCUGGGCACUGGAGGGGGCAUCUAUCACUUCAGAGAUCAGAUCGUAUCUGGCAGUCCAGAGGCGUUCUUUGUUCUGAAUGCUGAUGUUUGUUCAGCGUUCCCUCUCACAGAGAUGCUCAGCUUUCAAAAAGAACACGGAGAACCAAACAGCUUUGUAAUCCUCGGGACAACGGCGAACAGAAAGCAGUCCUUGAAUUAUGGCUGCAUUGUAGAAAAUGAGGGAACGAACGAGGUCUUGCAUUAUGUGGAAAAGCCAAGCACCUUCGUGAGCGACAUCAUCAACUGCGGCAUCUACCUCUUUACCCCGGAGAUCUUCAAGCACAUCGGCACAGUCUUCCAGAAGAACCAACAGGACAUGUUGCUAUAUCCCUAUGAUGGAGAGGAGCCAACCAACGGCUGGCACCGAGCAGAGGCCAUCAGGCUGGAGCAGGACAUUUUCACUGCCCUGGCAGGACAGGGCAAACUCUACGUGUAUAAAACACUCGGCUUCUGGAGCCAGAUUAAAUCUGCAGGGUCUGCAAUUUACGCGAGUCGAUUGUACCUCAACCAGUAUCACACAACUCAUCCUGAAAGACUGGCCACAAAUAAAGAGGGCGGACCCAAAAUAAGUGGCAACGUCUAUAUCCAUCCUACAGCCAACAUUGAUCCCACUGCCAUGUUGGGUCCUAACGUGUCCAUUGGCACUGGAGUGACUAUUGGUGCUGGAGUCAGAGUUCGAGAAUCCAUCAUCCUCCACGGUGCCACUUUACAGGACCAUUGCUGCGUGUUGAACAGCAUUGUGGGAUGGGAUAGCACCAUCGGCAAGUGGGCAAGAGUAGAAGGAACUCCGAGUGACCCGAAUCCAAAUGAUCCCUAUGCAAAAAUUGACAGUGAGACUCUCUUCAGAGAGGGAAAACUCACACCUUCAAUCACUAUCCUCGGUUGUAACGUGACCAUCCCCUCCGAGGUGAUUGUGCUGAACUCAAUUGUCCUCCCACAUAAAGACCUCAACCGCAGCUUCAAAAACCAAAUUAUUCUCUAGUUAAUCUUCCUCAAGCCUCGGCCACUGAUGAAGGAUGCUGCUGGGAGACCGCUGACACCGCCUCUGAGUUACUGUAUAUAAGACGUCAACAGAGAAUUUAUAGAACAGUCAUUACAGAUAGAUUUUUAUAUAUUUUGUCCUGAAGCCUUUAUGCAACAUUGAGUGCCGGCAACAUGAGAGAGAGAGGCUAAUCACGCAUGUUGAUUCACCUUGAGAAGUCUUGUCACGCCAAAUAGUUUUUUUUUGGUUGUUUUUUUUUAUAUCAACUUUACCGAACUGUAAAAUGAUCGCUGACACUAGUGUAAUAUAUUUAGUUGGAUGUAAUUUUAUGUGGAAAGGAAAGUUUAUGGACAGCUGUGUUCUGUUUCUCAAGGGCACCCUUGACAAACCCGACUUGUUUCUCCCAACGCGAGAGGGGGAAUUAUUGGAAAAUAAAAAAAUCACCGGCUGCC
Mugil cephalus (flathead mullet) is the source of this 1835-nucleotide messenger RNA. It is a transcript of the gene gmppaa, whose product is annotated as GDP-mannose pyrophosphorylase Aa. Gene Ontology annotation, cellular component: cytoplasm. Gene Ontology annotation, molecular function: transferase activity. Gene Ontology annotation, biological process: biosynthetic process. Bases 100 to 1383 code for a protein of 427 amino acids. Lineage: Eukaryota; Metazoa; Chordata; Actinopteri; Mugiliformes; Mugilidae. The transcript is spliced from 13 exons. The record is from RefSeq and is a predicted model, not a curated record.